AUGGAGUUUAUUAAAGAGGAGAAUGAAGACAAGAAGAGUGAAGAAGCAUUCAGAGUCAAACAUGAAGACACUGAGGAACAAACAGACCUGAUGGCACUGAAAGAGGAGAGCGAAGUACUGAAUGCAAUGAAAGAUAAAGAUCAUGAUUUCAUAAAUGGAGAAAUAUCUUUUAGCUGUUCACAAACUGAAAAUACUUCCUCAAGAAAAAGGGCUCAAAAGACAGGAAGAAGAUGUUAUUUCACCUGCCAACAGUGUGGAAAGAGUUUCACUCAAUCUAGACAGCUUGGAGUCCACAUGAGAGUUCACACUGGAGAGAAGCCUUACGCCUGCCAACAGUGUGGAAAGCAUUUCAGUCAAAGAAUAAGUCUUAAUAGACAUGUUAGAAUUCACACUGGAGAGAAGCCAUACACAUGCCAACAGUGUGGAAGGAGUUUCACUCAGCUUGGAAACCUUGGAGUCCACAUGAGUGUUCACACUGGAGAGAGGCCUUACAAAUGCAAACAGUGUGGAAAAGGUUUCAACUGGAAAGGAACUCUUAAUUGCCACAUGAAAAUUCACACUGGAGAGAGUCUUUUUACCUGCCAACAGUGUGGAAUAAGUUUCACUCAAAAAGGAAGCCUUAACAGACACAAGAAAAUUCACACUGGAGAGAAGCCUUACACCUGCCAACAGUGUGGAAUAAGUUUCAUUGAAAAAGGAACCCUUAAAAGGCACAUGAGAGUUCACACUGGAGAGAAGCCUUACAUAUGUGAUCAGUGUGGAAAGAGUUUUGAUCAACAUGAAAAGCUUAAAGUCCACAUGAGAACUCAUAGAGGGAAACCCCACACAUGCCCUCAGUGUGGAAAGAGUUUCUCUCAAAAACGACACUUUGAAGACCACAUGAGAAUUCACUCUGGAGAGCAAACCUACACAUGCCCUCAGUGCGGAAAGAGGUUUAAUUAUAAACGACACUUUGAAGACCACAUAAGAACUCACACUGGAGAGAAGCCUUUCACCUGCCAACAAUGUGGAAAAUGUUUCAACCGAAAAGGAACCCUUAACAGGCACAUGAGAGUUCACACUGGAGAAAAGCCGUUUACAUGUGGUCACUGCGGAAAGAGUUUCAGAUAUAAAGCAGCACUUAAAUACCACAUGAGUUUGCACAUAUGAGCGAACUGUAUUUUUACGUUAUCAGUGUGAGAUGAGUCAUGUAAUAACACCAGAGAGAAGCCUUUGCUGUGCCAUCACUGUGGAAAGACUUGCAGAAACGAGACAAUCUUGAGGUUCACAGAAGCACCCCUGAUACAGUUCAAAAUAGCUGAGCAGUGUAUUAGGGUUUGUUUACACCUGGAUUUAAAAUGUGUUUUGGUUGAUCGGAUCACAAAUAGACUUCCUGUAUGUCUCUUUUGUCCACUUUCGAUCACUUCUGUCUCCAUUUUUUCAAAGGGAGGGUAAACGCAUG
Sinocyclocheilus rhinocerous is the source of this 1441-nucleotide messenger RNA. Its product is annotated as gastrula zinc finger protein XlCGF8.2DB-like. The record is from RefSeq and is a predicted model, not a curated record. Gene Ontology annotation, molecular function: DNA-binding transcription factor activity, RNA polymerase II-specific; RNA polymerase II cis-regulatory region sequence-specific DNA binding. The transcript is spliced from 2 exons. Gene Ontology annotation, biological process: regulation of transcription by RNA polymerase II. The coding region runs from base 1 to 1149 and encodes 382 amino acids. Lineage: Eukaryota; Metazoa; Chordata; Actinopteri; Cypriniformes; Cyprinidae.